CACCUGCCACCAUUAUCAUGAAGCUUGCUGGUGCUGUGGUGAUCCUCGGGGCUGCCCUGCUCCUCCUGACUUCAGGAGGAGAUUGUGGCAUUUGCCCAGCUAUAAAAGAGGAUGUUCGUCUAUUUUUAAAUGGAACCUCAGAGGAGUAUGUUGAGUACGUGAAACAAUACAAAGAUGACCCUGUAAUACUGGAAAAUACUGCAAAAAUCAAGCAAUGUGUCGAUAGCACCUUGACAGAGGAAGACAAGAUACAUGCAACUACUUUCAUAGAAAAGAUAGAAGCCAGCCCGCUAUGUUGAUGGCUACAACUUUGGUCUCAAGGAAGCCACUUGCCUGCCUACCUGCAUAGAUGCAGCAGAUUAUAGUCCUUCACUCCAGGUGUCUAAGAACAGGAAUCCAACAAUAAAACCUUGCAAUUCAA
This is a messenger RNA of Mus musculus (house mouse), 421 nucleotides long. It is a transcript of the gene Scgb1b7, whose product is annotated as secretoglobin, family 1B, member 7. The transcript has 3 exons. Bases 18 to 299 code for a protein of 93 amino acids. Lineage: Eukaryota; Metazoa; Chordata; Mammalia; Rodentia; Muridae. The record is from RefSeq and is marked validated.